This is a messenger RNA of Athene cunicularia (burrowing owl), 7971 nucleotides long. It is a transcript of the gene ZNF488, whose product is annotated as zinc finger protein 488. The coding region runs from base 172 to 1779 and encodes 535 amino acids. Gene Ontology annotation, biological process: regulation of DNA-templated transcription. The record is from RefSeq and is a predicted model, not a curated record. The transcript has 4 exons. Gene Ontology annotation, cellular component: nucleus. Gene Ontology annotation, molecular function: protein binding. NCBI's taxonomy places the organism in Eukaryota, Metazoa, Chordata, Aves, Strigiformes, Strigidae.
GAAGGCGGCUCCCCCUCGGCAACUCCGAAGGUGGGAGCCCUAUUCCUCCCUCCCGGCUCCCCUUCUCUCGCCGAGACCUCUCGAGCAUCACCUGCCCGUUUUCCUGGUUACAGCUCUCCUCAUCCUUCCAACUUCGACAGGUGAUCAGAGCAUCGUGGCGGUUUUAGGUUUAUGAUGGAACUUACAUCUUUGCCUAAAUUCCUUUGGACAAAUGACAACAAACUUCUGCAUCAUCAUUUUCCGGACAUAUUGGCUACUGUUCAUACCACACAAGACAUCCCUGAAGAAGUUGUUUUUGGACCAUGCAUGCUCCAGAACACCCUGCUGGAUACUGUAGCUUUUAUUGCUCUCAAGUGUUCUGAUAGACGGAAUACCCACUAUGUAUUUAAGGUAGACGUUACGUCUGUGCACAGUCCCACAGGACUGCCUUGGAUGAGACUUGUACAAGCAGCUGCCAAUAGCAAGGAGCAAAACUUGGAAGCUUACUUAGAAAACAGUCAGUUAUAUUAUCGCUCUACCAGGAAAAUCAACAAAAAUGAGGAGUUGCUUGUCUGGUAUGAUGAGGAGCUUUCCAGCCUCUUGGGUUUUAAUGAGAUAAAAGCUCAGAGUCCCCAGAAUGAGUUGAGAUGCCAAGAAUGCGACCGAGUCUUUAAAAGUGAGCAUUCCUAUCUCUCCCAUGUGCGCUUCCUAUGUGUCCCAGAGAAGAGUGCCCUGCUAUGGAGAAACUUCCAGAAACCUAAGACUGAAAAUAGCAACUUAGCUGAGCAGACCACGAAUUUUCACAGCCUGGCAAGGGAUUUAGAGAUCAAAAUGGCAGCUUGUAAAGAUAAUGCCCAUGGUCUCACAGGAGAAAGGAGAACAAAAUCUGAAGAGCCUGAGAACAACAGAAGCAGGAAAACAGUGUUGUUGGAGAAAACCAAUAAUCUGAGUGAGGAACAUAACUGUGGGGGCAAGGAAGAGGUUGGGGGAGAGCAUGCAUUGGGUGGUUCUUUCUGGAAGCUUAGUUCAGGAAGGCAGUCAGCUAGGAAGGAUGCUUUAGAGCAGAAGCAAAGUGCUUUCACUGAGGUCAGGAGGAUGAAGGAGAAGCUGAGAAAUGAGAGACUGAAGGAGCCAGGACAGGAAGAUACCACUGUUCCACUUGGUAAAGAGCAGAUAUCAAAGGAAGUGCUGCUGAGCUCCUCUGGUAGUGCAUUCUCCUUUGUGUGGCCCACGAGAGCCCGAGGAGAACAGAAGAGUGCUUUUAGCAAACCCAGUAAGUGUCUAACAGAAAGAGCUGCAAUAAAUUCUUCCCAACCCAUGAGUGAGUCACCAAAGAGCCUGGGGGAGCUGUCUAGCUUCAUUGCCACCACAGACAUCAUGUGCUGCAGCACUCUUCUCAAUUCUAAGUUCUUUGUCAGUGAUCUAUGUAAUGCUCAGAUGCUGCAGACAAGCAUUACUCGGAGUAAUGUUUUCCCAUAUACCUCAGAACCGUGGCCCAAACAAGCAGGAGGACAGUUACAAAACACAACCACCACUUCUUCCUCCUCUUCCUUGACUCUUCUUCCUCCCACCUUUACGUCCUUUGGAGUGGCUGCCCAGAACUGGUGUGCCAAAUGCAACCUGUCCUUUCGCAUGACAUCUGAUUUAGUCUUCCACAUGCGGUCACAUCACAAAAAAGAAUACUCCUCAACUGAAUCCCAGUGCAAGAGGAGGCGAGAGGAGAAGCUUACAUGUCCCAUUUGUCAUGAGUACUUCCGAGAACGCCAUCAUUUAUCCCGGCACAUGACUUCUCAUAAUUAGAGCUGUGCAGACAGAUCUCACUGAGGGACUGGGCAGGUUGGGUAAAGAAGGGGAACAUAUUUCACAUGUAUCUAUAUAUUUUUUUUUUUUUUAGUUUACAUUAAUUUCUACCAGGAAAUCACUGUUUACAGUAAUUUAUAAUAGAUGCUUUGCAGAAAAAUAUAAAAUGUUUACAAGAGUCUGAGUGGGUUCUAAGUUUUGAAAACUCAACCUAGCCCUUUUCAAUCUAUUUUUGAGGAAAUAAAAUAGUGAAAUGAAUGCACAUGCAGUAUUAAUUUGCAAAGAGUUGGGACAAAAAUUAUUGUUUUGCAAAUGGAGUUUUCUUUGCUUGUAUUUGGUUUGCUGGUGUCUGUGCAGUACAAUGUAAAUACAAAAGCAACAAACACCUAAUUGAAUGAGGAAUCUUUAAGCACUAAAAAAAUAGAGCUUAUAUGCUAAAAGAAAAGAAGCAACUGUUUCUAGCAGCUUUGGUGGACUCAAUUCUUUAUGUUAGCUGAAUCAGCUCUCUUAUCAGAUUUGCGAGUCUGAGUAAAAAUCUUGUAUCUCAGUGUCUCCUUGGCUUUGAAAGGGACUUGAAGUUAAGACUAUCUGAAAUUUGUGAUUGUCAACUGACCAGUAGACUGUCAAAGAGGAUGUUACUUGUAGAUCAGUAUACCUAAGUUCUGUUCUUUUGCCACUUUUGAAAUAUCUUUUACAAAGACAAAUCAACCUAGAUCUGUAUCAAAACAUGACCCAUUGUCAUCAUUAUUGUGUAGACAGGGAGCACAAAUUCUGCCCUGAUGUGUGCUUGCAAGAUCUGUGUGACAGUAGUAGCUGUACAGAUCUGAUGGGUGUAGAAUUUUGUCUGUAGUAUUUAGGUUUUGGAUAUACUGAAGGAAGCAACUAAGGUAUUUGAGUUACUAUUAGCUACUGAUAGAUAGAAUCUGCACACUUUAAUUGUGGAUCACAGGCUCUGCUCUGCUAACAACUAGAAGAGGAAUGUCCUCCACAAAAUGAUACAGGCACAUGUGAACUGCAUUCCACCAGACCAGCUUGUCUAUCCUCUGGUUUCUACAUGAGCUAAUUCCAGCGUUUUUUAAAAGAAAGUGCCGAAUUAUCUCUAUAGCUUGUCCAUCUGAGAUAUUUUUCUCUUGCCUGCUUUGGUUUGAGCUCUGCUUAGUUGCAGAAGCAGAUGGGUUUAUACUGCUCUGAGUGUAUAGGGGGGAAGCAACAAUCCUGUCUAUUGUUACUGCAAGCUCAUCUGAUCUGCCUUUCAUUACUUUUUAAAUCCUUUUAGGGGAUUGAAUGCUCUUGACAAUUUAUGACAACGUGUUCCUCAAGCAAGCAUUUAUCUCUCUCACAUAGUAUUUUUUCAGAUUGAUGUUUUUGUGGCCUGUCUCUGAGCCUUAUCUGCUAUUGCUCUUUUAGAUAGAGAAUGAUCAGAAACCAUUCAUUUCUCAGACAAGAGUAAAUGACAUUGCAGUAUGCUCCUUAUUAUUUUCCACCAUACUGAUGAAAUAGUUCAGUGUUUGUCUACUGCACACUGGACAGAAUUUUUCUUUGAGUUCCCAUGAUGAUGCCUAGGCUGAUAAUGCAAAUAUUAGCAAGUAAACACAUCUGAGUGAUAAAAGACAGACUGAGAGUUUUAGGCUGUCAGUUGGGAUCAACUUACGACACUCAUUGUCAUCUCUUGGGAGAUUUCUAUAAGAAGACUGUAUUCUUCCCAGUAUAUUGCCGUUGAACGUUAAUACAUGGCAGUUUCCUAUUAACAUAAACAUUUGGCUUAUUGCAGGCCAACCACCGACUGUGCACCCCAGCUUUAUUUUCCCAACAUAAAGUGAUUAAACUCUUACAUUAUGCCUUUGAGUUCAGAAGACAUAAAUUGAGACUGGAGGUCUAGUUGGAUUGUAACACAGCAUUCCAAGGUCAGUGAUGGAAGGGCUUUCACUGGAGUCAUUAAAACCCAAAAUGAACAAAAGCUUUGAAACAUGGAGCAGAGGGAACAACCUUGCAUUGAGUAGGGGAUGAUGUGGUUUCCUUCUAAUCUUUCCAUCUCUAUUUUGUGUCCAAUAACAUUUACUGUGUAGGAAUAUAUUUAUGGCAAAGUUUAAUGGGCCAAAUUUCACUCCAUCUGGUUUUAUCUGGGUGCCAGCCAGUUUACUGUGAAGUCACUGUCCAUAAAGUGUAAUGAAGGUGUAACUGCAUUCAUAUGUGGUUAGGGUUAUAGUUCCCAUUAGUAGUUUAGGCCAGAUUGUGAUCUCAUUUAUUCCAGUGCAAAUCCAGAAUAAUUCCAUGUUGCUACUCCUGAUUUACAUCAAUUACUUUAAGAUCAGCCUGGCCCAGUAUAAACAAGACUAAAGAUUUUUUGGUACCAUUACUGCAAAAUGUUCUCUUCUGUACUUACUGAGAGAUGCCAUGUUUUCUUAACAGUUUUAUGGUUAGAGACCUAGCUUCAGAUUUCUUCUGGAAAAAGACAAGACCAGCUGUGUAAUGCUCCCUAGUAUUACGUUGGCGCAGCACUUCAACAUUAGUCUGCUCCAAGGGCCUAUUUUUCCAGUGUCCUACACCUGGCAUAUCAUUUAGAUCAGAAUGAAGCAAUACCAAAUCUAACUGGUUACAUGUUUCACUAAUUUUGUGUUGGUCUAAGUGAUCUUGAGAAAGUGUGGAAAAUCAGCCACUGAUAAACAGCUGCUGAAUCUCAAAACCUCUUCCAAUGGUGUGUUAGGUCUACAUACCUAGAGGUCUCACCAAUAAUUAAGCUUCUUCACUCUGCUUAUGGUAUGAUACUUAAGCAAGCAGCAAGACUAGAGAAUGUAUAUAUGUAUACAUUCUAUAUGUAAUUAAGUUGUUUUCUUUUGGGGGAGAAUUAAAGGUAAGAACUCUUACCCAGUUUCUUUGUGGACAUAUCUCAGUCACAGCAACUUACAUACUGUGAUGACAAGCAAUGUUUAAAUGCCUUCUGUGCACAGAAAAGCAAGAGAACCAGUUAUGAAAAGUGGCAGAGCUGACUCAAAAUGUAAAAAUGAAGAGCAGAGGGUUUUAAUCAGCUUUAUUUCUGGUACUGUCCUCACCUCCCCCAGCUGCAGGGGCUGUGCAGUUUGGUCCUAGCAUGUAAAGGCUGGGGAUUUUUCUCUUGCAACAUGGAAAUCACACUGCAGGUAAAUGUGUGCAAUACUGCCCUUGUUCCUUUAUAAGUGGCCACUGGCAUAAAAAUUGAGUGAACAAAUUGCUUCUUAUACUCAACUGAAGUGUUUUGUGAACUAAGACCUGUUUACACACACAACUAACCAAUAUGACAUCUUGUUGCCUGCUACACCUGUGCUGACAUCAGAGCAAAACAACAUAGAUGCCAACAGAACCAGAACUUGACUCCUUAUGUGUAAAACGAACUCUUGUGUAAAGCCCCUUGUGCAGGCAGAGGGAAUGUCUUUUAUGUGUCUCAAGUUUAACUGAGUGUCUCAUCUAAGCUGGGUUACAUAAACCAGGGGGCUUAUCCAAAAUUUCUGCAGAUUUUAUUUCUUGAAACGAAAAUAUUCAUAUUAAAGCUGAGUGAACCAAAUAUUGCACAGGCAGAAGGAAGCCUAACGAGACAAAGAAAAACAAACUUCCUAUAAUUGAGUCAGGCUGGUAGCUUUUUUCCCCUUAUGUCUAGAAGUCUGAACGUUUAAACUAGUGCAGAUGAAAGGAAAUCCUGCUGGAGGAAAAGCAUUCCACUAGAGCAGGGCGUUCAUGAAGAAAUGAAGGGACUUAAGGAAUUCAUGAAGGACUGCAUUCUGUCCCAGUCCAAUACUGUGAUUUUACAUCAGGGAUCUGUGUCUUUUCUACAAGUAGAAACAAUUGGGAGAAAAAAUAUAGGAUUUUGUUUUUUAAAACAGGAGGAGACAAUUUGAAGUCAUCUGACUGGUUCUUUUCCUGUUUGUUAGCAACUGCCAGUGUCAUUUUGAUCAAACCACUGUUUCUCACAUCUGUUUCUGGAUCAGUGAAAAGGAACAUAACACAAUGCUGUCACGUUGAGUUGUUCAGGGGGUUGUGAGUUUACUGGUAGGGAAUGCCAGAUUAGGAUAUUUGUUCCCUCAUUGAUCCCUGAUUUUUUUCCAAUGAAGAUGUGUUUCUCCAUCAAUAUGGCACUCAGAUAUGCUUUUGAAGAAUAUAUAUUUACUUGCUUUUUGAGGGGAGGGGUGUAAUUUUUCACUAAUCAAAGCAGUCUGUGGGCUCCCAUUGGUCUACAGGGCACAGUGUGAAAAUCACUGGACUAAGGGAGCUUCUGUAGUAUGAUCAAGGAAGACUCUCCAGAGAGCAAGACCACAUUUUAAUGGAAAAAAUGAAUACACUGGCUGCCAUUUCUUGGUCAGAGUUCUAUGAAUGCUAAAAGAAGAAAGAUCAUACUGCUAGGAGGUCUGAUACACCAACUCCCUUUUUCCUGCCUUUAAAAGGAACAUGAUUAGGAUUAAACUUUAGGAAGCUAUUCUAGGUGGAUGGUAAGGAAAUGGUGCUAUGAACUGUUCAAUGACCAUGUCAGCUAUGGAACCAGAAGAGGGAAGGGUGGCAGUUCCAGUGUAUUCCCUGGUGCUCCAUGGAAGGGCACUUCCAAAAUUGCUUGUCCCUAAGAAAACUUCUUCUAACUUUUUCAUUUAAAUCACAAGCCAUGGGUUUUCCAUAACUAAUUUUCAUUCAUAGUUUUGUGAUGUUCAACUCUUUCAAUGCUGUGUCAUUUUGUAUACAAUUACUGUCUGUAGUUUUGUGAGCUCUGUUGAGCACACUGUGCUGUGGUCAUAGUUUGGUUUGAGCUCACAGAUUUAGUGGUCACUAGAAACAUCAAAACUGGCAGGUGGAGCCAAACCUGGGGGACAUGCCUACAAAGUGGGAUAUACAACUCAGGAUCUAUGUCUUUCUUGACACUGUAGAAGAAGGUGGCAGACCCAUGCCAAAAACAUCUGUGGGGAAAAAAAUUAAGUUCUUGACUGCAUAGAUGAUAGAGAUCUGCUUUAUUUCUGAAAGUAUGAGUUUAGGUUUCAGGGAAAGUUCUGUUACCUAUCAUAAUUCCAGGUGUUCUAGAAGUGUUUGGUACCUCUAAACAGUACAAUCUCACUAGGUUCAGUGCCACGUUUCUCAGUGAGUCCUGCAGACUCUGUUUUCACAUGUAUUUCAUUUUUGUCAGUUCUGAAUUUACCUCCUUUCAACUUCACCGUAUUAAAGUGAGAUAGGAUAUAGUUCAUCUAUCCAGCUUGUUACCUCUCUACUCUGAGAGAAGAAAGACAGCCUUUUCAGUGUCUUCAAACAAGAUGUUUCCUGUGAUCCUACCUUGAGCAAAAAGUACAAUCUAACACAAUUUACACUACACCAUGUCCAGGUUCUAAGCUCAUUGAGAUGGGUAUAAAUAUGAUGUAGCACUUUGUGAAGACAGGAAAAAAUAUUUUUUUAACACAUUGGCCUUUGUUAAGCCUGAUAGUUUCAAUGACAAUUAGCUAGUAGAUGACCUAUGAAAUAGUUAAUAAUAUUUUGUUAACUAAUAAAACUUGUCAAAGUUUCACAUUAAUUUUCCAGUGAAAUUGAUCACUUCAGUGAACUAACAGCACUAUUGAUUUCAAAUGGACUCACCAGCAAAUGCAUCUUCUUUGUUUGUUUUCCCAACUGGAUUCCAAUUUCUAGACUUAUUUAUUAUUCAUAAGUACUUACCAUAUUACUACAGGAAGAAAUUAUUUGCUCUUUGUGCCCCUAUGGUAUAGUUUUUUGUCCUUGAAUGGAUGGCUAAAUGUUGGGUUUAACAGCUACUAUUGUUUGUACAUGAUAGCACAACUGAUUGUGUUUAGGAAAACAAAGCAGUAUAUCUGGAUCAUUUAGAUAUUAAAGAGGCUUAAAAGACAUUAGAAGAAAUGCAUUAUUGUUGUUUACUCAUUCAUUGACUACUCCAGUGUUUUCCAUAUUAAGAAACUUUAAUAUUUUUCAUACACAUAUCAUUUUACACAAAAUUCUGUAUGAGUUUUAAUUAAUUUAAAUAUCUUCCACAACACUGAUAAGUUCAACAACUAGCUAGUGAAUAAAAAUCAGAACACAAAAAUGACUCAAAAGAGUCCAGGUUAGCAAUUGUACUGAGUGUAGUUGGUAUGACAAACAAGUAGUAAAAAAGAUGGAAAGUCUAUUUGGUUGUUAAAAUUAUUUUCCUGUAAAUACUGAAAGAGAUUGUCUGCAGUCAGAUGUUUAAACACAAUUCAU